CCAUCUUGUUAUCAUCUUCCCGGUUCAAGGGGUCCAGAACAAUUUGGGCUUGGGUUCUGCCGCGAUGAAUGGUGGCCUCCCUGGCAGCACAGUUAACGGCCUUCCAAAUAACCUUUCCUCCACCUCAGGGACUGUUGUUGCCUCAAAUGGACUCAGUACUCAAACAGUGUAUGGAGUGCAGAAGAACGUCUCACAAACCGUAAACGGCACCAUCAGCACUGGAGUGACCAGCCCCACAGUGGCCCCCAGCAGCCCCCAGAAUGACGACGUCUUCCUGAAGGACUACAAGUUCCUGUUGCUGGAGAAUGGUCCAUCCAAGAAGGAAGCGGAGCUCCUCGUUAUGGGCAAGAAUAGUGGGAAGCAGUUCACUGCCACCACGAAGAGUGCUGGAGGUGGCUCCUACUCAGAUGAUUCACUGAAGAGGGAAAAGAGGAUCGUCUCUUCUGAAGCCGCCACCCUGGGGGCAGACAGUUAUGCUGGAUCUUCAAAGGUUGCCAUGAAACACAAGGCCACAUAUGCAGAGAUCCAAAAGGAAGACAACCAUGGGGUCUGGUGUGGGGGAGGCGCCUGCUGUACUUGGUGGAAGUGGCUGCUAGGAUUGUUGCUUCUCCUCCUGCUGCUCCUGGGCCUCCUCUGUUGGCUUAUUGCCCUGGCUGAAGAAGUGAGAGGUCUGAAGGCUCGAGUGGAUGCCCUGGAAGGGGGCAGCACCUCGUCCCGGACAAGCCGCCUCUCGUCCCCCAUCAACAUCGUCGACCCCUUGGAUUCCUCCUACGUGGGCCAGACCGCGCAGGCCAGGACCGACAAUACCAUCAACCAGGAAUCGGCUGUCAACGUGGAACCCGCAUCUCUACAAAGGACAGUACAACAGCUGCUGAGAGCUGAGCUGCAGUCUGACUCUGUGAGAGCCACAUUUGCUACGAUCAAAGGAGAAAAGGGAGAUCCAGGAUCCAAAGGUGAUCAGGGAUAUCCUGGACUCAAAGGUGACACUGGAUUCCCAGGAACACCAGGUCGGCCUGGUGAGCCUGGCCACGCUGGACAGGAAGGACCCAAGGGACAGAAGGGGAGUCCCGGUCAUCCUGGUGCAGAGGGCCCCACAGGGCCCAGGGGUCGUGAUGGCCCCGUGGGAAUUCGUGGGGAGCCAGGACCCCCAGGAACUGGAGAAAAGGGGGACAAAGGCUUCCCCGGAGAGCCUGGAUUUCCUGGCCCUCCCGGCUUGGUCGGCCCGAUGGGACCUAAAGGGUUUGAUGGUGUUCCUGGUCCUACUGGUUUGCCAGGUACACCUGGCCCAACAGGUUUCAGAGGAGAAGAUGGCCCACCUGGACCAAAAGGGGAGAGAGGAGUUGGUGGACCGGUUGGAGCCAAGGGUGACCAGGGUGAGAAAGGACCCCGCGGAGCUCCAGGUGACCCGGGGCAGCGGGGGGUGCAGGGGCCAGCCGGAGAGAAAGGGCCAAAGGGAUCUGUGGGGCCCUCUGGGGCUGACGGCACCAAAGGGCCCAGAGGUGACCAGGGGUCAAGUGGAUUGCCGGGUAGCAGAGGUCCUCCUGGUCCUCCAGGAGAUGCUGGAAUCCCAGGCACCCCCGGGGUACAAGGACCACCAGGAAUACAAGGAAACCCUGGAUUUCCCGGAGUUAAAGGUGAACCAGGUGAACCUGGAAGAGUCAUUAAUGCAGCCGGCUCCAACCCAGUUGUCAUCCCCGGACCACCAGGAAGCCCAGGCCCCACUGGCCCAGCCGGACCCCCAGGAUUGUCAGGUCCGAUUGGUCCUGCUGGUGCCCCUGGUGACCGGGGUCCUAAAGGAGAUAAAGGUGACCAAGGAGAGCCUGGCAUUACUGUGAAAACUGUGGAAUCAAUCAGCCCUUCCCACACUCUGCUUCCAGGACCACCGGGGCCCCCAGGACCCCCAGGACCAGCUGGACCCCCAGGGGAAGCCAAGCAGGGUCCACCAGGGCCUCCCGGAGAGCCAGGAGUUGGUCAGCCUGGGUUACCGGGUCAGAAGGGUGAACUGGGGAGCUUCAUCCCCAACUCCGGAACCUUUUUUGCUGGGCCGCCUGGUCCACCAGGAACCCCAGGGCCUAAGGGAUCACAAGGCGACCAAGGAGAUAGAGGGUACCAAGGGGAACCAGGACAACCAGGCCUACCAGGGAGUCCUGGAGAGCCCGGAAGAGGAAUCCCAGGAGUGGAUGGAGCUCCGGGACCACAGGGACCACCAGGAUCCCCCGGGCCAGAGGGCCCCCCAGGACCAGAGGGCCCAAGAGGAGAUGCUGGGGUGCCGGGUGCUCCUGGGAUUCCUGGUUCCGCAAGAGGAUCUCCAAGACUCUCCCAAGGAGCUCCUGGCCCUCCCGGUCCUCCUGGACCACCAGGAUCUCCAGGAGAUGGGUCUGCUGUUCCAGAUUUGCGCGAUUACAUCUCAAAUUAUCUUCAAAGUGAUGGCAUCAGGGAGUACAUGAAAGGCCCUCCGGGCCCCCCAGGGCCUCCAGGACCCCCUGGGGAUGGUUUAGAUGGACAGUCUGCAGAUGACUUAGCUUCUCGUGUCAUUGCGUAUGUCCAAAGUGGCGGAGUUGCCAGUGGCCCCCCAGGACCACCAGGGCCCCCUGGUACUGUGUCAAUGGAUGAUGUCCUGUCUCUGCUUCAGAGGGAUGAUGUGAGGCAGUACCUAAUGGGCCCCCCAGGACCACCAGGACCACCAGGCUUUGGCUCUUUUAACCCCCGCGAGGUAGCUGGACGUGUCCUUAACCUCAUGAAUGAAAAUGGAUUAGUUAAUGUACCUGGACCCCCUGGACCCCCGGGACCCCCAGGAUCACCUGGCACAAAUUAUGAUGUCAUUUCCUCUCUGCUUCAAAACUCAGAGUAUCGAGGUAUUUCUGGACCACCUGGACCACCUGGGCCACGAGGCUUUGCAGGCCCACCAGGACCAGCAGGACCUCCGGGACCGGCCUCCUUUUCUGCUUCAGGCUAUAGCCUGGAAGAUAUAAGGGACUAUCUGCAGAGUGCAGGUGUCAGUGGCCCCCCCGGCCCUCCUGGCCCCCCUGGUCCUCAAGGUCCCCCUGGAUUGACAAGAGGUCUGGUAUCAUAUGUGAAGAACACCCUCCAAGAUAAAAUACAAGCAGAACGUCAGGAUUACAUGGCUGACGGUCUGCCCAGAUACACCAUGGGGCCUCCCGGUCCCCCAGGGCCUAGAGGAAUGAAAGGAGCGAAAGGCGAUGCCGUGGACAGGCAUCGUCAUCGAUGGCCUGAAGCAGAGGACUAUGGGAAUGUGGCUUUAAAAGUCGCUGAUUACAUCAAGAAUCAAGGUCUGUUAGGGGAAGUUCAUCACGAUGCUCAAGGAGCAGAAUUCCAGGGGAUCCAAGGACCGCCAGGACCUCCAGGACCUCCAGGACCCCCAGGAUACAGCUCAGUCGUGGGCUCCCAUGGCAACAUGACUGAGCUCAUGGCCUUCAUUAGAACACAUGGUGCCAUCACUGGCCCUCCAGGCCCCCCAGGGCAAAAGGGGGAGAUGGGAUACAUCGGUCCAAAAGGGGACAAAGGUCAAAAGGGACAGCAAGGCAUCAUGGGACUUCCAGGUCAAGAUGGACCCAAAGGAGAGAAAGGAGAAAAAGGAGGACAAAUCAUUACCCGUUUGAAGAAGAGGAGCAUUGGUGUGUAGGUCAGCAUGUGGGAAAGUCGUUUUCUUUUAUUUUUGGAACUAUAUUGAGUGAACUUGAAACUUGUAAUUCUUCAUGCUUGGAAAACCACACAGCAUAUUUGCCACUGAAAGUCAUAUAAAGUUCCUCACUACUGGGAAGCUUGUAUGCAUGGAAGAUUUUGUUUUUAAACAUCUUCAGCUGUAGCUAUGGGUAGAUGUAACAUGGUUUUUUAUGUAGUUUGUUCCUGUAUCAUUUGUGGCAUCCAGGCAUGGGUACAUGUGAUUUUCAUGUUAUUUUCUUAGUAAUUUCUUACAGACUUGAACACAUGUAUAGAAAAAAACAUAAUAUUUCUUUUCAACAUUUAACAAUAUGGCUAAUAACACCUUGGUGAUAUUUGCAUUAAUUGGACAAGCAAAGUGAAUAGUUUUUUGGUAUACUAUAUUUGUCGGUAAUGUUAUAAAGGCGUUCAGUUCUUGUUUACCGCAGAUACAGAUUCCUGUUAUUGCUAUGUUGUGAAACAUUAAGGAACAAGUAAAAAAUGUUUGGUGUAUUUCUGAUGAAUUAUAUUUUUGCUGUUAUUUUUCAUAUGUCGUUUAUGUGUGCAAGGGAAGAUUACUGAAUGAUUGCUUUAUUUUCAGAGGAAAAUUCACUGUAUUGUACGCUUCCAAGAGUUGUUUUUAGUUAGGAACAGGAGUUUAAAUAUCUACUUUAACAUACAACGUUUUAAUUCUUCAGUAAGCACUGCAGGAAACGUAUUGGGAAAUAAGACAAUGAAUGAGAAAAAUGUCCUUUUUGGGAAAAAAGAAUAUCAAACAUUCUAACGUCUUGUUUAGCUUUGGGAGAGUCUUAUCUUAUACGAAGUAUUUUUACCUUUUAAGACUUGCUUUAGUGGGGAUGGUAAUCAGAUCCAUCUGACACAUCUGAAAAUAAAAGGGAAACAGGCAGGGGGAAACAGCCGAGUGCUGGGAGGAUGAUAACAUCAGAGCUGGAACCAAGGUCUGAAUAUCAGGUCCGGCGAGACAGACACUAAAGGUGAAUGGGGCUUGUCAACGGACUCCCCU
This is a messenger RNA of Brienomyrus brachyistius, 4684 nucleotides long. Its product is annotated as collagen alpha-1(XVII) chain-like. The record is from RefSeq and is a predicted model, not a curated record. Lineage: Eukaryota; Metazoa; Chordata; Actinopteri; Osteoglossiformes; Mormyridae. The coding region runs from base 65 to 3643 and encodes 1192 amino acids. The transcript is spliced from 47 exons.